CUAUCAUUGGUUCCCAUGCCCUAAAAUCUAAUAAUUUCCCACUCACAGUUGUAAUCUCACGCAUGCCCUCCUCCUCCUCCUGGAAAUAAGCUCUUGCCAUUCUCCUGGUCCUGGGCAUUAAAGUCCUUUCCACACUCGGACUAAGCACAACCAACUCACUUUUUUUGGCAUUUUCUCCUAAAAAGCCAAAACGCAUCACGUUUAUCUUGAUUAACCAGCAAUUAUAUCACUCUAAUCACCCACUCCCCACCCCCAUUCGCACAAUAUCCCAAAAGAUGAAGCUAUUAAUCCCCUUCCUUUUUGAUUAGCAGCAGCUCUUUCCAUGUGAACCCCUUGAAACUGUAACCUCCAUUUAAAUCCUGGGCCUGACCGCCUAGUACUUGUCGCCAUCUCCAUUUCCCAACCGUUACUCUCUUUCUUUCUCCCUCUCUCUCUCUCUCUCUCUCUCGCAAGCACAGAAGCCCUACAAAACAACAUGUCCAAUGAUUCUCAUUAGCAGAAGAUUUCUUUUACUUUGUAUUUUAAGAUGAAAAAUCUGAAGCAGAAAACCAUUCCGUUUCUGUUUUUCCUGUUGCUGCACUGUUCUACUCUGGCGCUAUGUCUUAGAGGAGACUCCGAGAUUUUGGUUCGGGUCAAGAAUGCCCGGCUGGACGACCCAAAUGGCAGCCUCAACGACUGGGUUUCAAACGGUGACAGUAAUUCCUGCAACUGGACCGGCGUCACUUGUGACUCUCAGAAACACUCGAUUAUUUCCAUUGACCUAUCCGGGUUGGAUAUCUACGGUGGGUUUCCGUAUGAUUUCUGUCGGAUUCGGACCCUCCAAAACCUCUCUCUCGGCAACAGUUUCUUCAACGGUACUCUCUCCUCUCAGCCCUUGUCUCUCUGCUCACACCUUCGCUUGCUGAACCUCUCCCUUAACUACUUCGUCGGAGAGGUGCCGGAAUUCUCGCCGGAUUUCACAGAAUUAGAAGUACUUGACCUAUCCUCGAACAAUUUCACUGGGAAUAUUCCGGUGAGCUUUGGCCGGUUCCAGGCGCUGAGAGUGCUCUCCCUGAGUAACAACUGUCUCAAUGGCUCGAUCCCUUCCUUCUUAGGCAAUCUCAGUGAGUUGACCAGGUUCGAACUCGCUUACAAUCAAUUCAAGCCCGGUCCCUUGCCUCCAGAGAUCGGAAACCUAACCAAGCUCGAGAAUUUAUUUCUUCCACGAUCGUACCUCGUCGGACACAUACCAGACUCGAUCGGAAAACUCGUUGAGCUAAAAAACCUAGACUUGUCCUCCAAUUCUCUUUCCGGUGAAAUUCCUAGCAGCAUCGGCGGAUUGAAAAGAGUAGAACAAAUCGAGCUCUACGAUAACCAAUUGUCUGGUGGAUUGCCCGAAAGCAUAGGGAAUCUGAGCUCUUUGCUCAGAAUAGACGUCUCUCAAAACAUUCUCACCGGUAAAUUGCCGGAAAAGAUCGCGGCAAUGCCUCUCGAUUCUCUGAAUCUCAACGACAACUUUUUCGAAGGCGAAGUUCCGGAGGUUUUAGCUUCGAAUGCGUAUCUGCAACAGUUGAAGCUCUUCAACAACAGCUUUUCCGGGAAACUACCGGAAAAUCUAGGCAAAAAUUCGGCCUUGGUGGAAUUUGAUGUUUCUACCAAUAAUUUCAAUGGUGAAUUGCCCAAGUAUCUCUGCGACAGAAAGAAGCUUCAGAUUCUAAUCGUAUUCAACAACCACUUCUCUGGAAGCUUACCUGAGUCGUACAGUGAAUGCGAUUCUCUCAAUUAUGUGAGGAUUAGAAACAACCAACUUUCCGGUGAAGUGCCGGACGGUUUUUGGAGUCUAUCACAGCUUUCGUUUCUUGAAAUGCAAGAUAAUAGACUCGAAGGCUCAAUUUCUCCAUUGAUUUCCCGUGCUCGUGGGCUCACUACGGUCUUGAUCUCUGGUAAUGAGUUUACUGGCGAAAUCCCGGCGAAUAUUUGCGAACUACAUAAUCUUUCAGUGAUCGAUGUGAGUAGAAACCAUUUUUCCGGCGAGCUUCCGACGUGUAUAACGGGAUUGAAGAAGUUACUGAAUCUCAGAAUGCAGGAGAACUCGUUCUCCGGGGAGAUUCCUAGUUCGGUGGAUUCGUGGACCGAGUUGAACGAGCUUAACCUAUCGAGAAACCGAUUCUACGGGACUAUUCCGCCUGGACUCGGGGAUUUACCGGUGUUAAAGUAUCUGGAUCUCUCCGGAAACUCGCUUACUGGGGAGAUUCCGGCUGAAAUUACGAAGCUGAAGCUGAACUUGUUCAACGUCUCCGACAACAAACUGUACGGUAAGGUACCUGUGGGUUUCGACAACGAGUUGUACCUCUCGAGUCUUUUGGGUAACCCGGGUCUCUGUAGCCCGUAUUUGAAGCCCCUGCCCCGAUGUUCGAGUCCCAGACCCAGGCGCAACACUUGGUAUCUUGCAGUUGUUCUAAGUCUCUGCGUAAUUCUUCUGCUGGGGUGUCUGUUUUGGUUCUUCAAACCGAAAUACCAAGCAUUUGGUCGCAAACCCAAACGCUCAUGGAAGGUAGUCUCAUUCCAAAGGGUCGAGUUAAUUGAGGAAGACAUUCUCUUAUCUUUAAAAGAAGAAAACUUGAUCGGAGCGGGUGGGACGGGUCGGGUCUACAGGGUGAGGCUCAAAACGGGUGAGAUUGUAGCAGUUAAGAGACUCUGGGGAGAUACCCAGAACCCGGAUUCGAAAGUGGUGUUCAAAUCCGAGGUUGAGUCGUUGGGUCGGAUCCGCCACCGUAACGUUUUAAGGUUGCUGUCCAGUUGCAGCGGCGACGAUCGGAGGAUUUUGGUGUUCGAGUACAUGGAGAAUGGGAGCUUGGGUGACGUGUUGCACGGAGAGAAGGGUGGAGGUUUAUUGGACUGGCCCAGGCGGUUCACUAUAGCACUGGGCGCGGCUCAGGGGCUGGCGUAUCUGCACCACGAUUGCUCGCCGGCUAUCGUGCACCGGGACGUGAAGAGUAACAAUAUACUGUUGGACGAGGAGUAUUUGCCACGUGUGGCGGACUUUGGGCUGGCUAAGACGCUGAAGCGUGACGUGGGGGAGGGUCCGGGUGCCAUGUCGCGCGUUGCUGGGUCGUGUGGCUACAUUGCGCCAGAAUAUGGUUACACUUUAAGAGUGACAGAGAAGAGUGAUGUCUAUAGCUUUGGCGUGGUGUUGUUGGAAUUGGUUACGGGUAAGAGGCCAAACGACGACUCCUUUGGUGACAACAAGGACAUAGUGAAGUGGGUUUCGGAGAUCGUUUUGUCGUCUCCGACGGAAGGAAGCGACAAUGGCAUCGGUUGUUGCGGAGAUCUAGACCAGCUUAUAGACCCUAGAAUGGACCCAUCUUCAUGCGAUUACGAGGAGAUUCGGAAGGUUUUGGAUGUGGCCCUUCUUUGCACCUCAGCAUUCCCCAUUAACAGGCCCUCCAUGCGAAAAGUGGUUGAAUUGCUCAAGGACAAUAAACUCUCUUCCAAAAUGAUCCUACAGUAACACAGUACUUCUUGUGGCGCUCAAGUUAUGUCUUCACAGUUGUGCUAAUAUGGCACUCGUUUGCGGGUUAAUGUAUAUACCUCAUGGAAAUUAGUUAAUGUGGAUUGUCAGAGUUUUGGUUCUAGUUUUAUGCACAGAAUUUGCAAAAUUUAUGCAAGAAAUCUUAUCAAAUAUCAAGUUAAGAAUUGAAUAAGCGCCGCAUGACAAUUACAUAGAUCUUACGACGUCUUCUCAUAGAUGUUUAUUUGAAACAAAGUCAUUGCAGGUCGCAUCCUGCCAUAAUGCGCUGCAUUUCUUUUCUUUUCCUUCUAUCUUUUUUCCCCAUCACAUUAAUUGCUUAGCUUAGAAGUCAAGGGUUCAUGUUGUGCAGAUCCUUAUCCUGUGCAGACUGCUUGACUC
Molecule: messenger RNA, 3889 nt
Organism: Corylus avellana
Lineage: Eukaryota; Viridiplantae; Streptophyta; Magnoliopsida; Fagales; Betulaceae
Gene: HSL2
Product: HAESA-like 2
Biological process (GO): protein phosphorylation
Molecular function (GO): ATP binding; protein binding; protein kinase activity
Source: RefSeq, a predicted model, not a curated record